Molecule: messenger RNA, 563 nt
Organism: Symbiodinium necroappetens
Lineage: Eukaryota; Dinophyceae; Suessiales; Symbiodiniaceae
Source: the annotation of a GenBank genome assembly
GCGUUUCUAUGCCAAUUGGUCUACCCACUGUCAACUGGGACUCUGCCAGGAUCAAUCGCGAGAUCAUGGUGAUUGUGUUUCGGGAAAUCCUUGGUUACAAUGCAGAAAUCACUCGGACAAUUGGCGGCUCCGAUAAGGCCUUCCUGGCAGUCGCCGGCUGCCAAGACAUAGAUGCACUCAGCAUGGAGGACAGAAAAUGUAGUCUUCCCGGUGUCCCUUUCGAAGAUCACGUGACGAUGGAGGUCUGGAGCGCCACCGCCGAUGCCAUGGUCACCUUGCUCUCCAGCUGUUGCCCAGCAAUCGCUCCGAAGCAGGCAGGGGUCCUGUCGUAUCGUGGCACCGAAAACGAGUUCGUCUUCCCACACUCCUACACUCCAGCCAUGGACGAUUCCCUUUCGCUGACAUAUUACAAGACCUGGAAUGCUAGCUGGCUGAGCGAUCCCUCUCCGUAUUUCAGCCUGCUCUCCGACUUCGAUGACUCAGAAAUUCUGAGCUGCGACAGCAACUCUGCCCUGGCUUCAGAAGAAUUGAUCAACGAUUUCGUCAUGGCAACGGGCUGGCAG